UAUACAUUUUCUAAUCGUCUAAUAUGUGGGGUGUGUAGGUUCUACGUAGACAAGGUGCCCAUUAGGGUUUAUAAGAACAACGAGGCAAGGAAAGUACCAUACCCGAGAUUCCAACCAAUGAGUAUAUAUUCCACGUUGUGGGAAGCUGAUGAUUGGGCGACACGCGGAGGAAUAGAGAAAAUCAAUUGGUCGGGAGCACCAUUUUAUGCUUACUACAAAGAUUUUGAUAUCGAAGGAUGUCCGGUUCCAGGACCAGCGAAUUGUCCUACUAAUCCGAUGAACUGGUGGGAAGGCAGUGCAUACCACACGUUGAGCCCGGCGGAAGCUCGAGGAUAUAGAUGGGUUCGAGUGAACCAUAUGGUCUAUGAUUAUUGCACUGAUAAGUCUCGCUUUCAUGUUCCUCCCCCAGAAUGCUCCGCUGGAAUAUGAUCCAAAUUAAACACACAUUUAAAAAGCAAAAACAAGACAAAGUGGUUCCACAAUCGAUCUGAUUGUGAUCAAGUGUUCUUAUGUAUCUAUAUCUUUGAAUUUUACUUUGUUUCCAUCAUGUCUUGUAUUCCAUUGGGUUAUUAUCGUGUAUGAACACCAAGUUUGUUUGUUGGAGUAUA
Molecule: messenger RNA, 608 nt
Organism: Camelina sativa (false flax)
Lineage: Eukaryota; Viridiplantae; Streptophyta; Magnoliopsida; Brassicales; Brassicaceae
Product: putative xyloglucan endotransglucosylase/hydrolase protein 7
Biological process (GO): cell wall biogenesis; xyloglucan metabolic process
Cellular component (GO): cell wall; apoplast
Molecular function (GO): hydrolase activity, hydrolyzing O-glycosyl compounds; xyloglucan:xyloglucosyl transferase activity
Source: RefSeq, a predicted model, not a curated record